AAUCAGUCAAGAUUAGUUUGUGAGCGGGGCAAAUCAGCGAGAGCAAACCAGGAACAGCCCUAGUGGUGCGGAGUAGCAUCAUCGCCGAAGCCGUUACCCUUCUAUUUCCUUUUCACCGUCACAUUCUUCUUCCGAACACGCCAUUUUCAUCUACCACAAUUUCUCUCAGGGCAAUUUUUCUUACGUGCAGAAGAAAGGAAGGUUCUGAGAGGCCGUAUCGUAAAUGGCUAGAUCUAAACGACGACGUUCGGGCAUUGUUGCCAGCCAUAUCAGACCGAAAAUGAUUUUUCAGCCUAUUCUGGAGGAUGGAGUGUUUCGUUUUGAUUGUUCUCUAAAGGAUAGAGAAGCAGCAUCUCCGAGUAUUUCUUUUGUGAACGGCAAGGACAGAGACACACCUAUCUCUACUGAGAAGGUUCCUCUGUAUAACCCUACGUUUGAGAUACGAUUAGAGCAGCAGAUUGUAAAACUUGAGCUGCCUGCAGGUUCCUCCCUUUAUGGAACUGGAGAAGUUAGCGGACAGCUUGAGAGGACGGGCCAAAGAGUUUUCACAUGGAACACUGAUGCAUGGGGUUAUGGACCUGGAAAUACAUCCUUGUACCAAUCACAUCCGUGGGUGUUAGCUGUUCUUCCAAGUGGUGAGGGACUAGGAAUCCUUGCUGACACUACAAGGCGCUGUGAGAUUGAUCUGAGGAAAGAAUCAACAAUACAGUUUGUUUCUCCAUCUUCAUAUCCUGUCGUUACAUUUGGUCCUUUUGCUUCACCCACUGAAGUGCUAAGUUCUCUAUCGAAAGCAAUUGGAACUGUAUUUAUGCCCCCGAAAUGGUCUUUAGGCUAUCAUCAGUGCCAUUCGAGUUAUUUAUCUGAUCAGAGAGUUCUGGAGGUUGCAAAAACGUUCCAGAAGAAGUGCAUACCAUGUGACGUGAUAUGGAUGGAUACCGAUUACAUGGAUGGUCUUCGUGUUUUCACAUUUGACAAGAAGCGUUUCCAAGACCCCAUGUCAUUGGUGAAAGAUCUCCGAAGUAGUGGUUGUAAAGUCAUUUGGAUGCUUGAUCCUGGAAUUAAGCUGGAAGAGGGUUAUUUUGUAUAUGACAGUGGUUCUAAAUAUGAUGUUUGGAUCCAAAAUGAAGAUCAAACUCCUUUCAUAGGGGAGGUGUGGCCUGGGCCUUGUGUCUUCCCCGACUAUACUCAGUCAAAAGUUCGUGCAUGGUGGGCAAAUUUAGUCAAAGAUUUCAUUUCCAAUGGUGUUGAUGGUAUUUGGAAUGAUAUGAACGAACCAACUAUUUUUAAGGUUGAAACAAAUACAAUGCCUGAUAGCAAUGUUCAUAGAGGAGAUAGUGAACUUGGUGGCUGUCAGAAUCAUUCUUUCUAUCACAAUGUGUAUGGUCUUCUGAUGGCAAGAUCGACCUAUGAAGGCAUGAAACUAGCUAGUGAAGAGAAACGUCCUUUUGUUCUUACAAGAGCUGGAUUUAUUGGCAGCCAACGGUAUGCAGCAACAUGGACUGGUGAUAAUCUUUCGACCUGGGAGCAUCUUCACAUGAGUAUCUCCAUGGUACUUCAGCUGGGACUUAGUGGUCAGCCAUUUUCAGGUGCUGAUAUUGGUGGAUUUGCUGGAAAUGCUACACCUAAACUUUUUGGAAGGUGGAUGGGUGUUGGUUCCUUGUUUCCCUUUUGUCGAGGGCAUUCUGAAGCUUGCACCACUGAUCAUGUACCUUGGGCUUUUGGGGAAGAGUGUGAAGAAGUUUGCCGAUUGGCAUUGAAGAGGCGAUACCGCCUAAUCCCACUUAUCUACACUCUUUUUUAUUUUGCUCAUACACGGGGCACACCGGUGGCAACCCCUACUUUCUUUGCUGAUCCAAAAGAUCCUAGUCUGAGGAAGCUUGAAAAUUCAUUUUUGCUCGGUCCAGUCUUAGUGUAUGCAAGCACCAUACAUGCACAGGGGUUGGAUAAAUUGGAGAUUACUUUGCCUAAGGGGAUAUGGUUGCGUUUUGAUUUCAACGAUGCACAUCCGGAUUUGCCAGCCUUGUACUUAAAAGGUGGCUCUAUCAUUCCUGUGGGUCUCUCUCUUCAGCAUGUUGAAGAAGCUAACCCUUCAGAUGAUUUGACUCUUCUCUUGGCUUUAGACGAAAAUGGAAAAGCUGAAGGUGUUCUUUUUGAGGAUGAUGGUGAUGGAUACGGAUUCACAGAAGGCAAUUAUUUAUUAACACAUUAUGUGGCUAAUCUUGAAUCAUCAGUUGUUACUGUGAGUGUACACAAAACCGAAGGAUCUUGGGAAAGGCCUAAACGACGCCUGCAUAUUCAAUUAUUGCUGGGUGGGGGUGCAAUGCUUGAUACAUGGGGAACUGAUGGAGAAGUUCUGCAACUAAUCUUGCCUUCUGAGGAUGAGGUGUUGAAGCUAGUAUCUACUAGUGAGAAGCAAUACAAGGACCGCUUGGAAAGUGCAAUUUCAAUUCCUGAUGUGGAAGAGGUUUCUGGACCCAAGAGAACAGAAAGGGCUUUCACUGAAUGGAGAAGUGACAUAGAAGACCAUGUUAGUGGGAGGUCUAUGGAGUUUUCGAAUCUGAAUGAUGGAGGAAUUAUUCAGACCACUGAUCCUAGUGACCCAUUUAAUACUAAGGAGGUUUUCCCUUCUCGAGAUGCGAUGCUGAAUUGGGCCCGAGAAGUAGCAAAAGAGAAUGGAUUUGUUCUUACUAUUUUGAGGUCAGAAACAUGUACAAGAACUAAUAAAAAGAAUAACAGAGGGAAGACAUAUGUAAUAAUGGGUUGUGAAAGGAGUGGAAAAUAUAGACCAUACAAGAAUACAUUAUCUAAGGUGACUAGUACCAAAAAAUGUGAGUGUCCCUUCAAACUAAGGGCAAAAGCUUUGAAAAAGAAUGAAAGAUGGGUUGUUAAAGUAAUGUGUGGUCACCACAACCACGACUUAGGGGAAACAUUAGUGGUAGGACAUUCAUAUGCUGGCCGAUUAAGUGCUGAAGAGAAGUCUUUAGUCAUUGAUAUGACAAAAAACAUGGUGGAGCCGAGAAACAUACUACUAACUUUGAAAGAUCAUAAUAAUGAGACUACUAUUAGGCAUAUUUAUAAUGCUCGACAAGCUUAUCGAUCUUCUCAGAAAGGUCCUAGGACAGAAAUGCAAAACCUACAAAAGUUAUUGGAAUAUGAUCAUUAUGUAUAUUGGAAUAGAAAGAUGGAUGGUUCUGAUGCUAUCAGUGAUAUAUUUUGGGCACAUCCAGAUGCCAUCAAACUUCUAAGCGCUUUCCAUACUGUCUUGCUCCUUGAUAAUACUUAUAAAGUCAAUAGGUAUAAAUUGCCGCUACUUGAGAUUGUUGGUGUUACUUCGACAGAGUUAACAUUCUCUGUGGCAUUUGCUUAUCUAGAGUCUGAGCAAGUUGAUAACUUCACUUGGGCACUGCAGAAGUUGAGAGGAUUGAUUGCCAAAGACAGUGAGAUGCCUCCAGUAAUUGUAACUGUAAGAGACAAUGCUCUGAUGAAUGCAGUGCAGGCAGUCUUUCCGAGCUCUUCUAAUUUGUUAUGUCGUUUUCAUAUAAUCAAGAAUGUGAAGGCCAAAUGCAAGGUGAUGGUUCAUCCAAAGGAGCAAUAUGACUUGGUGAUGGAUGCAUGGCACAAUGUUAUGAAUUCUCCUAACGAGGAUGAGUAUAUGCAACGUUUGGCAUUAUUUGACAGAGUUUGCUCAGAUUUUCCAAAUUUUGGUGAUUAUGUGAAAAAUACUUGGCUUACUCCUCACAAGGAAAAAUUUGUCACAACAUGGAUAGAUCGAGUGAUGCAUUUGGGUAACACAACACUCAACAGAGUGGAAACAGCACAUUGGAGGUUGGAGAACUUGCUUGAAGAUAGUGGGGCGGACAUUUGUAGUUGUUGGGAUGCUAUGAACAACAUGAUUAAAUUGCAACACAACGAGAUUAAGGUGUCAUUUGACAAAAGCAUAAACACUGUGGAAUACAAUACGCCAUUCUACAAAUUGUUGGUGGGAUUUGUAUCAAGGAGUGCAUUGAGUUAUAUAUCUGACCAAUAUGACCGAAUUAAGACCGUUGGCACUGAUAGUUCUUUAUGUGGUUGCACAAUUAGAACUACACAUGGUCUACCUUGUGCAUGUGAACUUGCUAGUUACAAUAUACCCUUGCAGGUAGUUCAAUAUCAUGGGACUAGGUUCAAUUUCAGUUUCCAAGAAAUGAAUGAAGAGGGGUAUGAAGUAUCAUUUCAACCAGUACCAUUGCAGGCAAUUCAUAUUCAUUGGAGGAGGUUAAACUUCAGUUUCGAAGUAAUAAACGAAGAGGGGUCUGAGGUAUCAUUGCAACGUGAAAUUGAUGCUUUGCACAAGCAAUUUCAGGAACUUGAUUAUGCUGGAAAAGUUACCUUAAAGGCGAAAUUGCGUGAACUAGCCUUGCCUGAUUUAACUUUAAUGUGUUCAGCUCCGGAAAAGAUUAGAACAAAUGAUGCUUCACAGGAUUUAGGAUGGAAGAGAGAUAAACCAGUUGAAUGUGAUCCUUUGUAUUUGGAGCAUAUAGAUUCACUACAUUCUGCCCAUGAUAGCAUGACUGCUCACCCUUCAUCUGAGAAACCAGUCCAUGACUCUAAUAGCAUGGAAGUUUUACCAUCAAUGAACCACAUUCCGGUUGAAAUUCAUCCAUUUAAUGAAGGCAAUGUAGAUGUGAAAGCAGAAGAGAACUGUGGUUAGUUGUAUCAAGAUGUAAUGUGGCCCUGGUUUGUUCAUCCUCUCAUGGAAGCAUGGGUUUUUCCUUCUUAGAGGUCAAACAUUGUCAUACCAGUGAAGUCACCUAUUAAUGACUAUUAGGUCUGUGCAUAAAUGUUACGUUGUACAAGUGUACUAUGUAUUUUAGUUUAAAUCAGAUCUUUAAUUUAUAUGCA
This is a messenger RNA of Vigna radiata var. radiata (mung bean), 4881 nucleotides long. RefSeq lists its product as uncharacterized. The coding region runs from base 224 to 4690 and encodes 1488 amino acids. Gene Ontology annotation, molecular function: DNA-binding transcription factor activity, RNA polymerase II-specific; carbohydrate binding; hydrolase activity, hydrolyzing O-glycosyl compounds. Gene Ontology annotation, biological process: carbohydrate metabolic process. The record is from RefSeq and is a predicted model, not a curated record. The transcript has 22 exons. Lineage: Eukaryota; Viridiplantae; Streptophyta; Magnoliopsida; Fabales; Fabaceae.